UUCUAUUUAUUGCCUCUAUAGAAGGCAAAAUGAGCUGGAUUGAGGAGAGCAUGAGCGCAGUAUGAGGAAGAGUUGUGUUGCAGAUGAUGGUCACUCAGAUCCCAAGGCAAUGCUGUUAACACAAGUGGGUCUCUACCAUUGAAGAGCAACAGCUUUCCUAGCAAACACUCCUGUCUAUUCUGGCAUGGCCACACAAUCCAAAGAUCAGUAAAAUACAUCAGCUCUUCUUCUACAGUUGUCAUGCAUCUAAAUGGAGGAAAAGAGAUUAAGCUGCCCACCUUAUCUUUUGUUCAAAGGAUGAGGUGAAAGAUUGCCAGCAUGUGUUUAAAUGACCCAGAAAUAAAGACUCUGUGAGAGCAAUAAACGACACCGAGGCAAAUCAAAACAAAAUCACAUCCAUUUGAUUAGCAGGGUCUAACUGGAAAAAGUAUUUUGUCUUGAACACUUUGACAUUAAUUUAUAUGUGAUUUUCUAUUUAAAAAACAAAAUCAAUUUGGCCAAAAAAAAAAAAAAAAGAGGUCAAAUUGGCAUUGUUUCAUUUCACAAAGAGAAAACUCCAUUGCAUCCAAUGCAUCCUUCAGUGCUGGCAAAACCCCAGGCUCGUAUAACAAAGCCUUGGGGGGAAAAGAAUACAAAGCCCAAACCACAGACCCGCCUUGAGAAUGCAGAGCUGAAGCCUCCCAUAAACCAUGGCCAAAGUUUCCCAGGGUGAGGUCUGGGAAUUUGGGAUCAGAAGGGAUGUUCUGAGAUGUGAUCACAUGCAUUUGUCCGUUUUGUUUUAUGGAAAGGUAAUCUGCAAAUAAAUGCUGCAAUAUGAAGGGCACUAUUCCUGCUUUGUGGCACUGCAGGGUGCUGAGCUCUGAUGUGUUGCAGCUGUAACCCAGGCACAGCUGGUAAGGAAGGGCAGGGGGUGGGAAACAGAUGGGAGAAGCAGUGCUGGGAUCCCCCUCCCAGCUGGGGAAAGGUAUUUAAGUUUAUGUCCUCUGGUUGGGUGCCUGUUUGAUCUACUUUGGGUCCUCUCAGUAGGUCUCUUCUUGUCCAUGCACUGCAGGUGGUGACCUGCUUUUGUGGGAUGCUUGUGUGCCUGGGUGUUGCCCUCAUCUCUCCUUGUGCCCGUUUGCUGAUGGAUGUGCUGCUUAGAGUUGGUUUUCUUUGUCCUGAUGAGAACAGAGCAGCAGACCAGAAGGGAAGCAAAUAGAGAAAGAAAAUGUAGCAGUGCUCUACUGCAGAAUGAGCUUUGGUUAAUGCUUCAGGUUGGAUACUGGGAAGCAUUUCUUCUCUGGGUGGUGAUGCAUUGGCACAGGCAGCCCAGCUCAUGUCUAUUUGUGGCCAGUGCGUGGACGCUAUCUCAAGGGAGAGCUGCAAGCUGGGUGAAGACUGUGAAGCCAGUAUCUCACCUAGUGCGUUCAAUUAGUCAGACCCGGAGCAUCCCUCAUGACAAAGACACUGAGUUUUGCACUUAACCUGUCCUUGAAAUCCCUGGAUCUUUGAUGUUUGUUGGGUGAGGGGCACCAGGGUACAGAGUCCUCCCUGUGACCAUCAUGGAGCCCAGAGCCCACAGUCAGCAGGAGGCAGCUACCACAUCUAGCAUGCAGAAAGCAGAAAGCAUUGCCUCUGAGUUAAAUGAUGCUUUGCGAUAUGGCCAGAGGGAAAAGGUGCUGGAGCUGCUGGAGAAUGGGGCAGAUGUGAAUUCCAAAGUAGAAUCUGGAUGGACACCACUUCACAGUGCUGUACAAUCUGGUGACAAGGAGAUGGUCCAACUUUUGCUGGCCAAAGGUGCCCAUCCACAUGCCAGGAAGGAUAAUGGUGGCACUGUGUUUAUUGAGGCAGCCAUGGUGGGAAACGUGGAAUUACUGGAGCUCCUUUUUGAUUAUGGGUUUAACAUUAAUGACAGCGACAAUAAUGGAUUCACUGCUUUCAUGGAAGCUGCUUGGUAUGGAAUGGAGGAUGCCUUGAGGUUCCUGCAUAGCAAAGGAGCAGAUGUGAAUUUGCAGAGGACGGCCAGUGAGGAGAAGAAGAAACUGAACAAGGGAGGGAAGACUGCACUGAUGGAUGCUUGUUUGGGUGGCUACUUCUCAGUGGUAAAAACUCUUAUCCAGGAGAUGGGGGCUGACGUGAACAUCUGUGACAAUGAAGGUAGGAAUGCCUUGAUCCACACCCUCAAGGAUUGUGAAAGGGGAAAAAGUGAGUCAGAUGUCUUUGAGAUAGGCCGUUUCCUGCUAGACUGUGGUGUUGAUGUCAGCUGCAAAGAUGAAGCUGGCAAAACUGCCCUCAUCCUAGCUGUUCAAAGGAAGAACACAAGUUUGGUGAAAGCUCUGUUGGACAAGGAUGUCAUAAAUAUUGAUGAUGCAGGCGAGGAUGGCCAAACAGCUCUGAUGGUGGCUGUAGAGAAAAGCGCUUACGAUAUAGCGGAGAUGCUGUGUGAAAAAGGUGCAAGGACUGACGUUGGGGAUCUUAUUGCUGUUGCAAAUAGGAACCGUGCUACUGAAAUGGCACGCCUUCUUCAGAAGUACAACGCCAGGUUUGUUUCCACAAAACCUGACAACUGGGAGCCAAAGAGCAAAUGUUGGAGGCGCCAGCUGCAAAGUCUUCAUGAUAAGUAUCGCCCCAUGAUUGGCAAGUUAAAGGUAUUUGUGCAUGCGUCCCAGAGAAUUCUGAGCACUUCCCAGGGUAACAUCUACCUUGGGCUCUAUGAUGGGAUGGAGGUGGCAGUAUGGGCAAACCGUCAUGCAAAAGGGAUCGAGGAGAAAGCAUUCCUUGACCAAUGUGGGAGCUGUGAACAUCUACUGAAACUCUUCCAAUCUGAGCAAGAAAAGGGCUGCAUGUAUUUGUGCUUUGCUCUCUGGGAGAAAAACCUCGAAGAACACCUGCAGGACCCAGAUGACCAAAAGGAUUACAAAGGUAUCAUGAAGAUGAUCUUCCAGGCAGUGAGAGAGCUGCACUCACUUGGGUUUGCUCACCAGGCUCUACAUCCCAAGAACUUCCUUCUAGAUUUAGGUGGCAAAAUUUACUUGGCAGAUUUUGACGGCACCAGAAAGCUGACUGAAGGCAAAACAGAACUUAUCAACAAAGACUUGGAGAACCUCAGCAAGCUCAUGCUGUAUGUUUUAACAGGGGGUAGGAAACCCCUUAAUGAAGUCAGUACUGAGGAUAUGGCUUCAGGUUCCAUGGAUUAUGAGGAGGCUUUGGACCUUAUUGAUAGCCUGGCUUCUCAUGAUGAACGUGGCUUGGAAGGUCUGAGUGAGCACCCCUAUUUCUGGAGCAAACAGAAGAAGUUCAACAUGCUAAAGAAUAUAUGGAAUAAAAUCAAAGAUCUGCCUCGUAAUGAUAAAAAGGAUGCUUUUGGCACUCUUAAUGCUGGAAAAUCUAUUCCUUACCCAAACUGGACUAAGCAGGUUGAUCAAGAGAUUCUGAAGAUCAUGACAUAUCGCAGUAAUGGAAAAUUCUACUCAACAAAGAUCACAGACCUAUUGAGGUUCAUCAGAAAUCUGGAUGAACACCCUGAUGAGAGGAUCAGUGAAAUAGCAGGUGACUACGCUGAGUAUUUCCUGAAGCUUUAUCCCAAACUGACCAUUUUUGCCUACAACCGUUUACGCCGGCAUCCCAGAUACAGUCACUACAUAGACAUUCUAGACCCUUCUGCAUAGGAGGCCAUUGCCUCACAUCCCAUGGAUGAUCCCACUUUCUCUGCCUCCUUCAGCUGUAAAAGAGUUGAAGAAAGUGGGUAAGGAGAUGAGAGCACAGGCAGGGAUGGAGCAUAGAGGACUUGGCCUGAGAGAAUGGAAUAUGGAAGCGUUUGGUGUAGGAACCACGGGCUUGGGAGGGGAGCCACACUGAGUAUUAGCUCAGUGACUUCCCCAUCCCUCUGGGCUGAACUACCCCUUGGAGAUGGAGACCUUGUGGCAUCCUGAUUGUCCCAGGGGCUGCUUGUUUCUCUGUGAACAGCUUUCAGGAGGUGGCACAAUGAUUAUAUAAGCACUUAAGAAUAUUUUCUAGCUGUUGAAUGGGUUUUUAAUGCUGUGAAAAAGUGCUUGGUGUUCUAUUAGCCUAUGCAGAGCCAAACUGGGAAUAAACUUUCUUGGAGAACUGA
Molecule: messenger RNA, 4090 nt
Organism: Coturnix japonica (Japanese quail)
Lineage: Eukaryota; Metazoa; Chordata; Aves; Galliformes; Phasianidae
Source: RefSeq, a predicted model, not a curated record